UCUUUUUUGACGACAGAGUCGAAGAGAUGCAGAGGAAGAGAAGAAGGAAAAAAAUUUUCAUUAUGCUAAGUGGUUUUGGAUUCUUCUCUGGUCAUCAGCACGAUUUUCAGAUGAUCAACUCAAUCUCACAAAUCGUCAAUAACUCAACCUCAAAAAUCUGUCUGAUUCAUCUCUCCGAUCAAAUGUAUUCAAACAGGGAAUCAUCAAGGCGAUCUAGGAGAACAAAGCAAGAGUUCUUGGUAUAUCUUGAAGCUCUGCUAAGCUACUGCGAGCUUCGGAUUCAUUUGUGGUUGUGGAAAGGGAAGGACAGAUUAUCGCUUGUGCAGCUUUGUUCCCUCUCUUUAAAGAAAAGUGUGGAGAAGUUGCAGCUAUUGCGGUUUCAUCAGAUUGCCGUGGACAAGGACAGGGAGAUAAAUUGCUCUAUUACAUUGACAAAAAAAGCGUCAGCUCUCGGACUUGAGAUGCUUUUUCUGCUAACAACGAGAACAGCUGACUGGUUUGUGAGACGCGGGUUUCAAGAAUGUUCAAUCUCGAUGAUACCAGAGGCAAGACGAGAAAGAAUCAAUCUUUCAAGGAGAUCGAAGUAUUACAUGAAGAAGUUAUUGCCAGACAGGAGUGGGAUCUCUGUUGUUCGUACAUUUCAGUUUGGCUCAUGAGAAUGUCGAGAAGAAUGUAACUGACACAGAAUUUUUUUUGCUCAAUGUAUAAGAUUCUGUCGAGUUUUGAAUGAAUCAACAUUAUUUCCAA
Messenger RNA from Camelina sativa (false flax), 747 nucleotides. RefSeq names its product putative amino-acid acetyltransferase NAGS2, chloroplastic. Gene Ontology annotation, biological process: L-arginine biosynthetic process. Gene Ontology annotation, cellular component: cytoplasm. Lineage: Eukaryota; Viridiplantae; Streptophyta; Magnoliopsida; Brassicales; Brassicaceae. Gene Ontology annotation, molecular function: L-glutamate N-acetyltransferase activity, acting on acetyl-CoA as donor. The record is from RefSeq and is a predicted model, not a curated record.